GGACAGGGCGCUGGAGCUGGUCAGGGCGCUGGAACUGGUCAGGGAAGUGGACAGGGAAGCGGAGCAGGUCAGGGCGCUGGAGCUGGCCAGGGAAACGGAGCUGGUCAGGGCGCUGGAGCUGGUCAGGGAAGUGGACAGGGAAGCGGAGCUGGACAGGGAAGUGGCCAGGGCGCUGGAGCUGGUCAGGGAAGCGGGGCUGGUCAGGGCGCUGGAGCUGGUCAGGGCGCUGGGGCUGGUCAGGGAAGCGGAGCUGGUCAGGGAAGCGGAGCUGGACAGGGCGCUGGAGCUGGUCAUGGAGCUGGACAGGGCGCUGGAGCUGGUCAUGGAGCUGGACAGGGCGCUGGAGCUGGACAGGGAAGCGGUCAGGGCGCUGGAGCUGGACAGGGAAGCGGUCAGGGCGCUGGAGCUGGACAGGGAAGCGGUCAGGGCGCUGGAGCUGGACAGGGAAGCGGAGCUGGACAGGGAAGUGGUCAGGGCGCUGGAGCUGGACAGGGAAGCGGAGCUGGACAGGGAAGUGGUCAGGGUACUGGAGCUGGACAGGGAAGUGGUCAGGGUACUGGAGCUGGUCAGGGAAGCGGAGCUGGACAGGGAAGUGGCCAGGCAAGCGGAGCUGGACAGGGAAGUGGCCACGGCGCUGGAGCUGGUCAGGGAAGCGGGGCUGGUCAGGGCGCUGGAGCUGGUCAGGGAAGCGGGGCUGGUCAGGGCGCUGGAGCUGGUCAGGGAAGCGGGGCUGGACAGGGAAGCGGUCAGGGCGCUGGAGCUGGACAGGGAAGCGGGGCUGGACAGGGAAGCGGUCAGGGCGCUGGAGCUGGACAGGGAAGCGGAGCUGGACAGGGAAGCGGCCAGGGCGCUGGAGCUGGACAGGGAAGCGGAGCUGGACAGGGAAGCGGCCAGGGCGCUGGAGCUGGACAGGGAAGCGGAGCUGGACAGGGAAGCGGUCAGGGCGCUGGAGCUGGACAGGGAAGCGGAGCUGGACAGGGAAGCGGUCAGGGCGCUGGAGCUGGACAGGGAAGCGGAGCUGGACAGGGAAGCGGUCAGGGCGCUGGAGCUGGACAGGGAAGCGGAGCUGGACAGGGAAGCGGUCAGGGCGCUGGAGCUGGACAGGGAAGCGGUCAGGGCGCUGGAGCUGGACAGGGAAGCGGUCAG
Messenger RNA from Carassius auratus (goldfish), 1146 nucleotides. Its product is annotated as fibroin heavy chain-like. The transcript has a single exon. The annotation marks the transcript as partial. The record is from RefSeq and is a predicted model, not a curated record. NCBI's taxonomy places the organism in Eukaryota, Metazoa, Chordata, Actinopteri, Cypriniformes, Cyprinidae.